Mytilinidion resinicola is the source of this 1338-nucleotide messenger RNA. RefSeq lists its product as uncharacterized. The coding region runs from base 401 to 1141 and encodes 246 amino acids. NCBI's taxonomy places the organism in Eukaryota, Fungi, Ascomycota, Dothideomycetes, Mytilinidiales, Mytilinidiaceae. The record is from RefSeq and is a predicted model, not a curated record. The transcript has a single exon.
CGGCAGACUUCCAAUUUGUCGAUCUCCUACAAAGCGGAGGAGCAUCCUUUACAAUGGAUAUAGCAAGUACCACGAAUGCCACUUCGACGUUACCUACGAAUUCUAUGCUCCGAAGGGUCCGCACGACGUCUGCGAUCUCAGCAUAUUCCUCGUCAACAAGCAGGUUUACGCAGAAGCGUCCAAAAUCUUCUAUUCUCAGAAUAUCUUCGAUUUCUGUCCCGAAAUGGAUGAAGACAGAUCAUUCUCAACUUGCCACCUGUUUCUGAUGGAUCGUCCGACCUCGGCUUCCUCAAAAAUUCGGUCGCUUGCUCUCAGAUUCGGCCAGCCACAGUUUGCGCUUGACCCUCUUUUCGAGCGCUAUACAAUGCCCGAAUAGCCCUUUCUAGAAGUCUUCCGAGUGAUGAACGAGAGCAUGCAUGUGAGUAGUCUAGCACUAGAAAUGUAUGGGUUCCCGCCCGAUGUUAGGCACUGUCCAUGGAACUGGGAUAAUCUCUUCCAUCACUGGCAAGGAGGAUAUGCGGAACCUAUGGACAGGCUCUUUCAACUAAAUGGAAUCACUCGACUGUCUAUUAGCGUUGAGAUCGAAGAUGAGGAAGAAGGUGUGAAUCGUCUGGUCGCCUUCGUCCAGCUUCUCAGGAAACGAUUGCUCGUGAACGGCGACAAAUUAGGUAUCCAGAGCGUAAGAGUUCGUCGGCGCCACCUCUGGGAGAGAGAAUCCGCGUUCUAUGGAACACAUUCACGACCACAACCUGGGUCAAUUCGCUUAUGGAAACGUUAUAUCACAGUUGCUUGCGACAACGACUCGAGAGGCCAAGAUUACACUGACGCUCCACCACAUCGCCGAGCGUACGACAGGACGGCUCAGCUGGAGGAACGGAAGGGAAAAGAAAUGGAGCUCACCCCAAGCGAAUAUCGUUGGUGGCUCCGCACAAAGUACCGGGACCGGGACUAUACUGCUAGUGACGGAGGAUCUCAAGACUUUUUGAUCACAUUGGGCGACUGGCGGCUACGUGACGAUAUUUAUCCUGACUGGGGUGAUGGGUCUAAGGAAUCUCAUGGAUAUAAGGAGUUGAUAUUACGGGAGGAGGAGAACACUGCACGAGGACACUGCGCAGGAGACAACGGAGGGGUCAUCGACUAGCGACUACGGAAGCGACGGGGCUUCAUCUUGAUUUCUAGAACUGCACCUGUCACUUGUGGUAAUCUCGAAGCUUUGGAGGUCUUACUACGGACUACAGGGUCUUUCACAAUCUGGAGGAGUUAGCAAGUGAAGGUCUAAAGGCUUUAUGCUCGUGGAAGCAACCUUCAGCAGCUAAUAUACUAUACUUCACUACUCUG